This is a messenger RNA of Dama dama (fallow deer), 348 nucleotides long. RefSeq names its product keratin-associated protein 6-1. The coding region runs from base 1 to 348 and encodes 115 amino acids. Gene Ontology annotation, biological process: keratinization. The record is from RefSeq and is a predicted model, not a curated record. NCBI's taxonomy places the organism in Eukaryota, Metazoa, Chordata, Mammalia, Artiodactyla, Cervidae. The transcript has 2 exons.
AUGUUACCUCCCAAUGUGCAUCCUCUUAAGGGUACAAAAACAACCUCAACAACCAACAGCAUGUGUGGCUACUACGGAAACUACUAUGGCGGCCUGGGCUAUGGAAGCUAUGGCUACGGAGGCCUGGGCUGUGGCUAUGGCUCCUGCUAUGGGUCUGGCUUCCGUAGGCUGGGCUGUGGCUACGGCUGUGGCUACGGCUAUGGCGCCCGCUCUCUCUGUGGAAGUGGCUACGGCUAUGGCGCCCGCUCUCUCUGUGGAAGUGGCUACGGCUAUGGUGCCCGCUCUCUCUGCGGCUCUGGCUACGGAUGCGGCUCUGGCUAUGGCUCUGGCUUUGGCUACUACUAUUGA